GACGGAAGCGCGCCUCACGUUCUCGACGCUGCGGCUUGGGAGGGACUGACUGGGCCUGCUGGCUGGCUCCCUGGGAGGCGGCGCGAUGAGCGGAUCCGGCGAGCCAGCUGCGGAAGCCCCGGCAGCCACCGGAGCGGGAGUUCGGAUCGUGGUGGAAUACUGCAAACCUUGUGGCUUUGAGUCUGCCUACCUAGAGCUGGAAAGUGCAGUAAAAGAAGAAUUUCCUGAUGUGGAGAUCGAAUCCCGGCUUGGAGGGACAGGUGCUUUUGAAAUAGAAAUAAAUGGGCAGUUGAUCUUCUCCAAACUUGAAAAUGGAGGAUUCCCUUAUGAGAAAGAUCUCAUUGAAGCCAUCCGCAGGGCUGGCAACGGGGAGCCCCUCGAGAAGAUCACCAAGAGCCGACCACCUUGUGUCAUACUUUAAGUCUCUCUUUUCUCUGGUCCAAACCUGCCCGCCCACCCUUAAUUCUCGCUCUCCCUGCUUCCACCUCCUACUCUAGUUUAAUUACCUUGGUAGGUGGGGAGAGGAUGAAACACAGCAAGGUGAUUUGGGUUGCCAACACACAAGAAGCCUUAUAAGCAAGAAUCUGAGCCACUUUAAGGAGGUGAGGAGAACAAGGUGCUUGCUAAAUUAAUUUGGGUGAAUCAGCCUUCCUGCUUGGGGAGCCUCUCCCGUUUUUGAAAAAGACCAGAAUGGAUUUUGUCUUAAUGUGACUGCUGAGUUUCUGUCCUUAUAUGUAACUGACAAGGAUGAAGCCCUCCCCCAUCUCCUUUCUUCUGAUCUUUAGUGGUUCAUCCUGGAACAUAAGCUAUCUUCCUCCUGCCAGGUCCCCAUAACCCGCUUUAACUGUGAGCCAGGAUGAGCUAGUAUCUUGUCCUGCCCUCAUUGAAAUCCUAUCUUAACCAGUCUGGAUAGAGUUCAUACUGUGCAGCAAGCUCUGAAGGACCUCAAGACACCUUCAAACUAUAGUCUUAGGGACUAGUGUAGAAAGCUGUUCCCUUUUCGCACAAUAUGUAGGAGAAUUUCCACAGCACUUCUGCAGCUGUCCCCUUCUCUGUCUCACACUGCUGCCCAAAUGUGGGCUUGAAAGUGGAGGCUUGGCUUAGCUUGAAGCUGUUCAUCUUUUGGUGUUAAGGUCCACGCGGUUGGCCAGUAGAAUGGUGAUGUAGAGCUUGUUCAAGUCCCACCCAUGAUCCAUAGCAACCUGUACAACAGAGAUUUGGGCCUUCUCUUUUAUUAUAGCAGCUAUAAGGGCAGGGCUGUCACCUGCAGUGGAACAGAUCUCCUCAAGCCAGACCAGAUCUUUGGACAAAGGAGAAAAGAGAGCCCAUGUCUUUUACGAGAUCUGCCAUCACUUGAGUCUACCUACCUGCCGGUUGCUUUGGCUUUUUUCUUUUUGAAGGCUAGCAUGAAACUCAGCAUAGUUCAGAACAGGCUAGUGAUACAGUGAGAACUUACUUCUUCAAAGCUGUUUAGUCAAUGGUUAUAAUUCUCUCUGCAGAACUGCAAGAACUUAAAAAAAAAAAAAACCCCAACUAAACCAUCUAUUCUCAAGCAUUACCCAGCUAUACAAGGAAGCAUUUUCAAGAUCUGUUGAGUUCAAGAUUGAAAUACUUGCUUAAUUCUCCUGCUGCAAACCUGUGGGACUUGAGAUGUUUAAUUCAGGUUAGAUUGCUCAUAUGAACACACAUGCUUAAAAAAAAAACCCUGAUCCCUUGCAAUUAGCAUACUUAGACCUGCACAAUCUCCUCUCCUAGUUAGUAAUACAGAAUGUAUAUGAUGGCCUGAUUAUGCUGUUAAGUUUCCCUGCCAGUGCGAUAUAGCAGCCAAUGAAACACAACAGGGGUGGGAAAGCUCUGGCAUAAUAGGCCACACUGCUGAAGGAGCUGCUGUGUAGUUAUUGUCAUGAAUAUCUAUCUCACGUAGCUCAAAUCUGAAAUUCCUCUUUCAUGCCUCCACCCUGUUCCUAGGCUCUUGGGUUUUAUCACCCUGUUUUCACCUCUCUAAUCUGUCAAUUUGUGACUUUGGCACAUCUGUCACAGUUGAAGUGCAAAGUGACACAUAAAUGCUGCUGCUAACUCUUUAAGAAGGGGGAGAUCUGAGAACGCCAGUGAUGCCUCCCACCACCUCCUGUUGUCUACUUUACGUGCUGCAAACGUUGAUGAAUUUAUGUUUGGUCCAAUUUAUAUAAAGGAAAGAAGUUAAAUGCU
Messenger RNA from Lacerta agilis (Sand lizard), 2208 nucleotides. It is a transcript of the gene MIEN1, whose product is annotated as migration and invasion enhancer 1. The transcript has 4 exons. The record is from RefSeq and is a predicted model, not a curated record. Gene Ontology annotation, biological process: negative regulation of apoptotic process; positive regulation of filopodium assembly. Bases 86 to 421 code for a protein of 111 amino acids. NCBI's taxonomy places the organism in Eukaryota, Metazoa, Chordata, Lepidosauria, Squamata, Lacertidae.